Molecule: messenger RNA, 5885 nt
Organism: Pteronotus mesoamericanus
Lineage: Eukaryota; Metazoa; Chordata; Mammalia; Chiroptera; Mormoopidae
Gene: PALS2
Product: protein associated with LIN7 2, MAGUK p55 family member
Exons: 12
Coding region: 171-1790 (539 amino acids)
Cellular component (GO): plasma membrane; cell-cell junction
Molecular function (GO): protein binding
Source: RefSeq, a predicted model, not a curated record
GGAAGGAGGCGAAGGGGAGUGAGAGCCGCAUUUCCAGUUCCCAACUCCGAGCCCCGAGUUUGUAGAUGGGGCUGCUUGGUGGCGCCUGCGGCUGACGGAGAGCAGCAGCGGCGGGUGGAGGGGAGCGGAGCGGCGGCGGCGGCGCGGAGGCGGCCGAGGUGCGAGCCGCAAUGCAGCAAGUGUUGGAUAACCUUACGGAGCUGCCCUCCUCUACGGGAGCAGAAGAAAUAGACCUAAUUUUCCUCAAGGGGAUUAUGGAGAAUCCUAUUGUAAAAUCACUUGCUAAGGCUCAUGAGAGGCUGGAGGAUUCAAAACUAGAAGCUGUCAGUGACAAUAACUUGGAAUUAGUCAAUGAAAUUCUUGAAGAUAUUACUCCUCUGGUCAAUGUGGAUGAAAAUGUAGCAGAACUGGUUGGUAUACUCAAAGAGCCUCACUUCCAGUCACUCUUGGAGGCCCAUGAUAUUGUGGCGUCAAAGUGUUAUGAUUCACCUCCAUCAAGCCCAGAAAUGAAUAAUUCUGUCAAUAAUCAGUUAUUACCAGUAGAUGCCAUUCGUAUUCUUGGUAUUCACAAAAGAGCUGGGGAACCAUUGGGUGUAACAUUUAGGGUUGAAAAUAAUGACCUGGUAAUUGCCCGAAUCCUUCAUGGAGGCAUGAUAGAUCGACAGGGUCUCCUUCAUGUGGGCGAUAUCAUAAAAGAAGUCAAUGGCCAUGAGGUUGGAAACAAUCCAAAGGAGUUACAAGAAUUACUGAAAAAUAUUAGUGGAAGUGUCACCCUGAAAAUUUUACCAAGCUAUAGAGAUACCAUUACUCCUCAACAGGUAUUUGUGAAAUGUCAUUUUGAUUAUAAUCCAUACAAUGAUAACCUAAUACCCUGCAAAGAAGCAGGAUUGAAAUUUUCAAAAGGAGAAAUUCUUCAGAUCGUAAACAGAGAAGAUCCAAACUGGUGGCAGGCUAGCCAUGUAAAAGAGGGAGGAAGCGCUGGUCUCAUUCCAAGCCAGUUCCUGGAAGAGAAGAGAAAGGCAUUUGUUAGAAGAGACUGGGACAGUUCAGGACCUUUUUGUGGAACCAUAAGUAGCAAAAAAAAGAAAAAGAUGAUGUACCUUACAACCAGAAAUGCAGAAUUUGAUCGUCAUGAAAUCCAGAUCUAUGAGGAGGUAGCCAAAAUGCCUCCCUUCCAAAGAAAGACCUUAGUAUUAAUAGGAGCUCAAGGUGUGGGACGAAGAAGCUUGAAAAACAGGUUCAUAGUAUUGAAUCCUACUAGAUUUGGAACUACAGUGCCAUUUACUUCACGGAAACCAAGGGAAGAUGAAAAAGAUGGUCAGGCAUAUAAAUUCGUGUCACGUUCUGAGAUGGAAGCAGAUAUUAAAGCUGGAAAAUAUCUGGAACAUGGGGAAUAUGAAGGAAAUCUCUAUGGAACCAAGAUUGAUUCUAUUCUUGAGGUUGUACAAACUGGACGAACUUGCAUUUUGGAUGUCAACCCACAGGCCCUGAAAGUACUGAGGACAUCUGAGUUCAUGCCCUAUGUUGUGUUCAUUGCUGCUCCAGAACUAGAGACAUUACGCGCCAUGCACAAAGCUGUGGUGGAUGCUGGCAUCACUACCAAGCUUUUGACGGACUCUGACUUGAAGAAAACAGUGGAUGAAAGUGCACGAAUUCAAAGAGCAUACAACCACUAUUUUGAUUUGAUUAUCGUAAACGACAAUCUAGACAAAGCCUUUGAGAAACUACAAACUGCCAUAGAGAAACUGAGAAUGGAGCCCCAGUGGGUUCCCAUCAGCUGGGUCUACUGAUGAGUCAAUAAGGUUCACAAUUAAAAUACAACUUUUAGAAAGUGACUACAACAAUUAAACCUUCUACUGAGAAAAUAAGUGCACAGAUAGAAGAUACCUGCCGAGUCCAGGCAUUUUUACUGUGUAGAUUGAAAUACCAGUACACUAUUCUGAAUUUUUAUAGCAAAUGUGGUUGGGAAGGUGUACUAAUUAUAUAAUUUAUCUUAAUUUUUCUAACUUUUUAUGAACAAUCUAUUCAUAUCACAUAAAGAAAUGCGUUGAAGCAUUUUGUAUGUUUUGAUUUAGUACCCUUGCCUUUUUCAUCAGAGGAAUUUUCAACUCAUUCAAACAUUGGUCUCACAUUUUCACUGUGAUGAUAAAUACUUGAAAUAGUUUUGUAAAAUUGUCAUUUAGUUCAGUAUUUAACUAGUGAAGGGAGAAAAUAGUUAUUGGCCUUCUUUCCUAAUGUAAUUUCUUACAGAAGCAGAACUUUAAUGUGAGUGCUACAGCAAGUCUUUUACCAUCCAAAUCCGACAUCAAAAGUCUGCUCAGUGCUAUGUAGUUUUGUUAUUUCAGAGAUGUAUGGCUAUCCGUUCUGAGUUAAACGGAUAUUGGUAUUUUUCCCCUUCAUUUCUAACUUGAGUGAAAAAAUGAAGAGCAAUACCUUGCACUCUCAUUUGUUUCAAAGACAGGCUAGUAUUAAGUUAACAUGCACACAGCAAGCAGGGCCAGGCUGGCUCAGAGAGUGCCUUCUGUAAAACCGUAUAGCAAAACGACACUUACAGUUGACUUAUUUUCACAGCGAAAAAUUUAACUGGUAAAAAUGAACCUACUUCUUUAGGCGGUUUUUUAUUAGGAUAUGGUCAGCAACUGUGUCAUGCCUCUGCAUAUUUCUGUGAUGCUUAAAAAUGCCUCUUAAGUUUCCAGUUUUUGGGUUGGGGGGGCGUGGUAAACAAUCAGUGUACUUUUUGAAGUAUGAUGUGAUCAUUAAGGUAUUCGUUAGAUUCAUUGUGCUGAGAACCCAAUCCACUGAAUGAUUUUUAAAAUUUGGAAGUAACUGUCAGCUGUUUCAUCUAUAUAUAACAUGCAUUAUAUAAUAUGUACAUUGUAUGUAUUAUAUAAUAUAUAUUAAAUCAUAUUGUGGGGUUUUUUCCCUUACGUUUCUGUAGGGAAAUGCACUUUUUUGUUUAAAGAUUAGGAAAGCAGUUCUCUACAUGAAUUAACAGGUACAGAUUUUCAAAGUUCACCUCAGUUAAUAGUUUCCUUUAGGAUUCUUGGAUGGUAUAAAUUCUUGCUAAAAUGCACUUAGAUGCAGCUCAGCAUUAAACUAAGGCAGCCGCGUCUUAUAUUGCUGCUGGAGCUUUCCCCAUAAACGGCACCCACCCCUGGAGCGCUGGGCGCUGAGAUGUUGGAGUGGUCUUUGCCAGGUGGCGGGUGCCGGGCGCCAGGUCUGUCCCCCUCCGCAGAGCUGGCGCCCGGGCUGCCAGCGGCUGCCAGUGGGGAGGAAGCGCACUUUGUUCUGAGUCUUUUUCGCCAUGAAACAAAACUCUCAGGCUGCUGUAUUGUUAAGACUGAAAGUCCAUAGGUAUUUUUUAAUUCCAGAAUUUCAUAUCCAGAACACAAAUUCACAUUCUUUGUCCUAGGAUAGGAAAUUGGUGGCAAAAUGGAUCACACCCUUUUAAUAAUUUCGGUAACUUUUAAACCUCAUGUAUUUACACCACAAUAUUGGCUUCCCAGAGUAACAAGAAUCAAAGCACAGUGCUGAGGUGAUGUCCUGUGACUUAGUAUUUCAACACACUGUAUAUUUUAAGAGAAAUUUCAUUUCCACAUUCUCUGGUGUGCCUUCCUCUUGGAACAACUUUGGGAUUCUUGUAGCAGGACAAACAGUUUAUCCACAAAUCAUUUCAACCAUCUUGGUAAAUAGAGGUGAUUUUAUAUCAUAUAUAUUUUUAGCUUUAUCAUAUGGCUUAAAAAUGCAUAUUAUUUAGAAAACAGUCAAUACAUAAAGGAGUUAUUUCUAUUAUAAAUGGUACUUAUCACUAACUACUUAGUUAAUACAUACUAGAUCCCUCUUAAUAUGAAAUAAAAUGAUGUAGUUAUGUUCAUUUCAGCCUAGAUGCCAGAAUUGAAGAAAAUAGAUUUAGGGAAGUUCAUUGUAUCUCAAUAAAUAAGUCAUUGAAUUUGAAGCUCUCAUCCCAUCUGCGUCUUCAGGAACCAGCAGAGCACGGCUGGGCAAGGAGUCCCAGCGGCCCCAGGGUCCUUCCGCAGCAGUGAGAACGUAGUUGUGAUCAAGGGCUUCUCUUGUGGGAAAGGGCUAAGAUAAUUAGCUUUACUGAAGAGAACAUGACUUAAGUGAUGUUUAACAAUGGGUAAUAGUUAAAAUACCCACGCACAUGCUUUUGCUUUUGGGAAACAUCAUGUGCCAUUCCUGUGGGCAGGUGAGUAUCUGCAUUCAGCAUUCAAGGCAUGACUAUUUAUGAACAACUAAAUAUAUAUGUAUAUUUUUUUUGAAAGGUACAAAUACCCAGAGGUGAUAUCUCUGGGUAAAUAAUUUAACCUUAAUUAGUGGAAUACAAGGUCUGUCCAGAAAAAGUCCAGCCAUUGUUAACAUAAUGAGAGCAGUUUGCGCAACGUCCAUGUAACCUGGCAGCCAAGGAAGGUGGACUGGAAUGCACAUGCGUAAACAAUGACAGCUUCACCGGACUAGUCAGUGGGGGUGGUAGACGCUCUUGAGUGAGCAUGUGUACUGUGUGGCCACCACAUUCAAAAUGAGCACGUAGAGCAAUGAGUCUGCAUCAAAUUUUGCAUUAGGCUUAAACAUUCCUCCACAGAAACUAUUUGGAUGAUUCAGAAGCCUGCAGCUAUGGGCAACUGGUGAUUGGCAGCUUCAACAUGACAAUGUGCCCACUCACAUAUCUCGUACAGAGAUUUUUGGUGAAAUAUCAAAUCACCGGGGUAACUUAGCCCCCUUACAGCCCAGAUUUGGUGCCCUGCGACUUCUGGCUUUUCCCAAAACUAAAAUCACCUUUGAAAGGGGAAGAGAUUUUAGACCAUGGAUGAGAUUCAGGAAAAUACGAUGGGGCAGCUGAUGGUGAGUGGGAGACCUGUGUGAGGUCCUAAGGGACCUACUUUGAAGGGGACUGAGGCAUCAUUGUCCUGUGUGCAAGGUUUCUUGUGUCUUGUAUCUUCCUCAGUGAAUGUCUCUCUUUUUCAUAGUCCAUGGCUGGAUACCUUCUGGACAGACCUCAUGUAUGUGACAUGCUGUAAGUGGAAUAUCUGCUUUAUUACAGCCAUGCCUGGUUUUGCAGUCUCUGUGUCUAUUUGAUGCCUGGGAAUAUCAAAUAUCUAAUACAUCAAGACUUGAUUUAUUUUUGCCAACUUUAUACAAUUGCUGAGCAUAGCUUAUGAAAAAAUCAUCAUAAACCCAGAGUGACUAGAGCCAUAGUAACCUGAACCCCAGAUUCAAAACUAGUAAAACUCAUUUAUAAUUGCUUAUAAGGACAAGUUUUCCUUCAAAGAGAAAAUUGAUUAUUAGUACAAAUUUAGGAAAUGUAAACUAGCAAUAAAAUACAAUAAUGUGGCAUUAUAGAUGAUGGCCAGAUACAAGAUGCUUUGACCAUAAUAUCCCAAUAAUGAAAGGUGAUCUUUACUUUAAAAAUUUAUUAAAUUGGUGUUUGUUUUUAUAUACAGCAAGUGUCAUGAUCAUGACUGGGGUUGAUUUUCAACAUGGGUAGCCAUGGAGUUAGGUGCAAUUAUUUUGAAUUGGUAAACAUUAAACAUCAAAGUUUGAAAACUGGUCAAAAUAAUGAUCUGCUUACAUUGUGCUUUUACAACUUCUGAAAUGACACUCCAAUUUCCAGAAAUCACAGGCAAAUAAGCCAAUACUUUUGUAGUAAUGAACCUUUAUACUAACUAUGGAAAAAGCAAUCCUGAAAUUUUAUGUAUAUAGACAGCAAGUCAUUUUCUAAAUGUUUGAGUCACCAUGUAUAUAAUAUAUAUAUAAAGCUAUGUGUAUAAUAUGUAAAAUUCUUCCAAAAUACAUGAAUAAUAAAGCUAAAUAUAUUCACCCAUGUAAUUAUAACUAGUGUUCUUAAAUUCAUUUUUACUUUUCAAAUG